Trachemys scripta elegans is the source of this 2634-nucleotide messenger RNA. RefSeq names its product TNF superfamily member 14 (gene TNFSF14). Bases 140 to 856 code for a protein of 238 amino acids. Gene Ontology annotation, cellular component: membrane. The record is from RefSeq and is a predicted model, not a curated record. Lineage: Eukaryota; Metazoa; Chordata; Testudines; Emydidae. Gene Ontology annotation, molecular function: tumor necrosis factor receptor binding. Gene Ontology annotation, biological process: immune response. The transcript has 4 exons.
AUAACCCAGGCCACAGCGGGGAUGAUCAAUCCUCUUCUUGCUAGGGACGGCGUCAAAUCUGCUUCUGGCUCUGCCGUCAAGUCCAUAAGCAUCUCCCGGGCUCUGCUGUGGACCUUCUCCUGCUCCACCGAGAGCAAUCAUGGGCGAUGGGGUGGUGUAUCCUUCUGUCUUCGUGGUGGACGGCCAGCAGCACGGGGUCCCCUUUGUCCCGCCCAUGAGGAGGAAGCGACGGGUGUGCUUGCACAGCCAGUUCUUCCUGGCCUCUCUGGUCAUCUUAGCCCUGGCUGGUGUGGCCACCGAAGGCUAUUUCCUGAUCCGCUUCCAGAAAGAGCUGGAGAAGGCGACGUCCCAGGUUGGGGAGGAAGCAGGGGCCAUCUCCGAGAAGUCCAUUCAAGACCGGAAACUUCACGCUGAGAAGCCAGCAGCUCACGUCUUGGGUGCAGCCUUCACCACCUCUGGGAACGGUUCUCUGCAGUGGGAACACAGUAAGGACUGGGCUUUCCUGCAUGACAUGCGUUACCAGGGCGGCUCCCUGGUCUGCAUCAAGCCCGGCUACUAUUACAUCUACUCCAAGAUCCAUCUCAUGGCGCAGAGUUGCUCUCAGCAGGACCAGAAUUCCGUUAUCUAUCAUAGCAUCUAUAAGAAGACCCCCAGGUAUGUCGAGGAGAUGAAACUGGUGGAGAACCUGAUCCUUUUCUGCGAUGGGAAGGACAGCAGGUUCUGGAGGCAAAACAGCUUCCUCGGAGGAAUCUUCCACCUGGAGGAGGAGGAACAGAUUUACGUCAAGGUGUCACAGAGACAGAUGCUACAGGUCAGAGACGGCACCAGGUCUUAUUUUGGCACCUUCAUGAUCUGAGCAGGCCCUUCCCACAGCUGCAAGUGCUGGGUUUUGGGUUGAGGCCUUGUGCUUUUUAAUCUGCCACUGAUAUGGUUUUCCUACAUGGACCAUCCCUCUGACCCAGCACCCCCCAAAAUACUGUUGCACCUUCCCGGUCUAAUAUGCUCCCCAGACUGGAUCCGGCUCGUGAGGUUAACUUCAGAGGCUGGUCAUAGAGCUCAGAAGAAGGAAGGGUGGGCUUCCAGCUGAGGCGUUGUACAAGGAAUCAGGACUCCGGGGGCCUCAUCCUAGCUCUGCUACUGACUUGCUGUGUGACCUCAGUCCAGACACUUUCUCUCUGUAUGGCUUGCUGCACAAAAAUGCCACCUCACGAGGGUAUCCCGAAGCUUAAGCUGCAUGGAGUGCUUUGGACGGAAGAGACUCUAGUAAGCAGUAGGUCGGUCCAAGGGGAGGUCACUGAACUGGGAGUCAGGACUCCUGGGUUCUAGUCUCGCUCUGGGAGAGGCAGCUGGAUCUAGCAGUUUGCUCAGGGGAGACUGGGAGUCAGGACUCCUGGGUUCUAUCCCCAGCUGUGCCACCCACCUGCCUUUCUGUACCUCCAUUUCCCUAGCUGCAAAAAAGGGAUGCUGGUUCUCCCUUACCCUUGUGUUAUAGGUCAUAAUGCUCUCCCCUGCGUAGCUGGCCACUGUCCCUCCAUCAGGUCCAGCGGUUUUCAAAUAGCUUUGAAAGCCAAGAUGAGCUUUGAAAGUGGAGAGACAAAGAAACUGGCUACCCCAAGGGACUAUGGGACAUUUUGCCUCCAGGUCGCCAAGGCCGGCCGACCCUCAGCCACUGUAUAUCACUGUAACUUCAAUCAUUCCAUGCUUGUUUGUGCUAGCUGACCGGGUAUUGGAGGGAGGGAAGUGUAUUUAAUUGGCUUGCCGUUCUGCUUAGCAACUGAUGGUGCUUGACGGGAUCAAAUCCUGCCGUUCCCUUUGCUCACGGGGAAGAUCCUGAUUCGGGCACCUCCCUUUGAGGGUCUGGCCUGAGGAGUCUGCCCGAGGAAGAGCGUCAGAGAGCCGUCUCGUCAGCUGGUGCAAAUCAGCAUGGCUGCGAUGGGGCAAUAUCCCUGCCGAGGCUCGGGCCCUCGCUAUUUAGCCCCGCGUCUCCGCCCUGGGCGAGAACGGGCCAAGUUCUCCUCUCACUCACUGCGGUGUGAAUCCAGAGGAAGUUCGUGGAAGCGGCACUGAUGUAAGACUUAGCCGAGGGGAGGAUCCUGUGUGACGGGCCCAGAUCUCCGGCGGGGAGACGUUAGUGUUGAUUCAUCGGAGUCCUUGAGGCAAAGCGGAUUUCCAGUCGCUGGGGAUGUGGCCCGGCUCCCGCCAUUCCCUGUGCUGCUUUAUGUGCCGUGAAUGUAUGUAAGUGUGUGCACCUAUUUAUUUUCCAAUGAGUAUUCCCUGAUAUUCAGGGAGCAGCUGUAUCUAAGGGUUAUUUAUCCAUUACCCCAGGGCCACUGGGCAUGUUUGGGACGGGGGGAAGGGGGCAGAAUUGUUGAUAAUUUGAUGGAUGAUAUUGAUGUUUAUUUUAGACAUUUAAAUUUUUUUUUUUUUAUGAAUGUAAAUGUUCACAAUGGUGCAAAAUUACGGGUCGCUUUUCCCCUCCUGUUCUUAUUGGUUUCAGUGUUCAUAGUUGGGAGACACGGGGAGGCGGGGGGAGGCAGUUAUUUAACUAAGUAGGGGUUGAGAUUUCAACUGUUAAAGCUUUAUAACGGGUCAAACACAAAUGGUCAAACAUCGCAUGUCAAAAUAUACAAAGUA